AUGCUUCGUUCCUGUCGUGUGGCUGCUGAAGCGGCAAGGAGAGCCUCGUCCUCGUGUUGCCUUAAACAAAGAAUCGAUAUCACUCGAUCAGCCUCAUCAUUGGUUGUUCCCGAGCAAAAGCCAGUUGCUCCGAUUCACAAGGUGGGAAGUACCCCAGUUGGAGACACAAAUGGGAACUACAGUACAAAGAAGCGAGCUCAUUCUAUGAUCAAUACACGAGCCGAUCUUCAAAAAGCUCAAAGGAUCGUUGUGAAACUGGGAAGUGCUGUGAUCACAAGGGAUGAUGAAUGCGGAUUGUCACUUGGACGUUUGGCUAGCAUUGUUGAGCAGGUCUCCGAACUACAACAAUCUGGUCGUCAAAUGUUAAUCGUUACCUCGGGAGCCGUAGCGUUUGGCCGACAAAAGUUGCGCCAAGAACUCGUGAUGAGCAUGAGCAUGAGACAGACAUUGAAAAGGGGUUCCGCCGGAAUGACCACUGACAAACGAGCUUGUGCUGCUUCUGGAAUGCCUGGAUUGAUGAGUCUUUAUGAACAACUCUUUCAACAAUAUGGAAUCACUGUGGCUCAGGUUCUUCUGACAAAGCCAGAUAUUGACGAUCCACAAAGAAGAAAGAAUCUUAUUUCAACGAUUGAAAGUCUACUCGCUUUAAACAUUAUCCCAAUCGUGAAUGCAAAUGAUGCGGUGGCUCCUGAUCCAAAAUUAGCUCAACAUAUUUCCGACAAUGACUCGCUUGCUGCUCAACUCUCUUCAGAAGUCGAAGCCGAUCUUUUAUUGAUUCUAUCUAAUGUCAACGGAGUAUACACAGGUCCACCAGAUAUGGAAGGUUCUCGUCUCCUUCACACAUUUGUCCCACAAGAAAGUGCUAGUGUUGUCUUUGGAGCCAAUAGCAAAUUCGGAACAGGAGGCAUGGAAAGCAAGGUCCAAUCUUGCAUCAAAGCUUUGGAGCAUGGGGUUACCACGGUGAUCACAAAUGGAUUGGCUCAAGAUGCGAUCACUAAUACUGUCAAAGGAAAGAAGGUUGGUACAAUGUUCUCCAAAACAUAUCGCUAUGAAGGUCCACCAAUUGAAGAGCUCGCCACUAAAUGCAGAGAUUCUGGUCGUCUCCUCCAAUCACUUUCCAAUGCUGAGAGAGCUCAAAUGGUCCGUCAUUUGGCUGGUCUCUUGAUGGCACGAGAAAAUGACAUCAUUGAUGCGAAUCGUUUAGAUCUACAAGCUGCUCAAUCUAACGGCUUGGAUUCUCAACUUUUGAAUAGAUUGAAGCUUACGAAAGCUAAAUUAACUGAUCUUCACAACGGACUUCAUAUGAUUGCUGACUCGGCUGAGACUCUGAUCGGAAGAUGUUUGAGAAAGGUAAAAGUAUCAGAGAGUUUAUUCUUGGAGCAAGUGACUGUCCCAAUUGGAUCAUUGAUGGUUAUCUUCGAGAGUCGUCCGGACUGCCUUCCACAGGCUACUUCUUUGGCGAUGGCUUCUGGAAAUUCCUUGCUACUGAAAGGAGGCAAAGAAGCUGACGAAUCGAACAAAAUGCUUCACUCGAUCGUCCAAGAAGCAUUGGGAACACACGGUUUUGAUAUGCGAGAUGCGGUGACUCUUGUGAAAAGUCGAGAAGAUGUUGCUGAUCUUCUGCAGCUUAAAGAUUUGAUUGAUCUUGUCAUUCCAAGGGGAUCAGGAGAACUUGUGCGAGCAAUGCAAGAACAGAGCAAGGGAAUUCCUGUACUUGGCCACGCGGAGGGCAUCUGCCAUGUCUACAUUGACAAAGAUUGUGAUCUGGAGAUGGCUUUACACAUUGCCCGGGACUCGAAAUGCGAUUAUCCGUCUGCUUGCAACGCGGCCGAAACAAUUCUCAUCCAUAAAGAUCUCAUGAGCACUCCUUUCUUUGAUCAACUUUGUGGAAUGUUUAAGCAUGAGGGUGUGAAGCUUCACGCUGGACCCAAGCUGCAAUCAAUGCUCAAGUUUGGACCACCCGCCGCCGAGAGUCUCUCCUUUGAGUAUGGAGCAUUGGAAUGCACAAUUGAGAUUGUGGACAACUGUGAAGAAGCGGUGGCUCACGUCAUUCGAUACGGAUCUGGCCACACUGACUCGAUUGUGACAGAAAAUCACGAGACAGCUGAGCAUUUCAUGAAACACGUCGACAGUGCCUGUGCUUUCCACAACGCGUCUACGAGAUUUGCUGAUGGAUAUCGAUUUGGAUUGGGUGCUGAGGUCGGCAUCUCGACAGGUAAAAUCCACGCUCGAGGCCCAGUUGGAGUCGAAGGAUUGUUAACAACGAAAUGGAUUCUUCGUGGAGAGGGCCAUGCUGUGGCUGAUUUUGCUUCCGGGGGUCGAUACAAUUACAUCCAUGAGGUGAUGAAUCCAACGGAGAUCUACAGAGAUGUGGCUGAGCCGCCGAAGAUCGCGAAAAGCGCC
Mesorhabditis belari is the source of this 2403-nucleotide messenger RNA. The record is from the annotation of a GenBank genome assembly. Lineage: Eukaryota; Metazoa; Nematoda; Chromadorea; Rhabditida; Rhabditidae.